Molecule: messenger RNA, 1888 nt
Organism: Lutzomyia longipalpis
Lineage: Eukaryota; Metazoa; Arthropoda; Insecta; Diptera; Psychodidae
Gene: pll
Product: serine/threonine-protein kinase pelle
Exons: 5
Coding region: 307-1788 (493 amino acids)
Biological process (GO): signal transduction; protein phosphorylation
Molecular function (GO): protein binding; ATP binding; protein kinase activity
Source: RefSeq, a predicted model, not a curated record
GAGGGCGCUGGUGUUUCAAAGAAAGUCCGUCGUGACGCAAUUGGGGAAUCCAACUUGUUGAUCUCGUCCCACUUCUUGCUCUUCAUUCAAACAGAAAUUCCUCGGUGUCGUCUUGUAUUAGUCAGCGCUGAUUUCCACGGAGGCACGUCUCAGAGCAACACUCCGUCUGGAUCAUUCAUUACGAAACAGUCAAACGGUUCGCAUCUUGUGGUGAAGAAGUUCUCUCAAUUCACUCUGGCGCCUCCGGAUGAUGUAAAAAAGUUUGGGAUUCAGUACAAAUCAGUGACAUUGAAGUAAUAAAAGAAGAUGCAGAAGCAAAGUGGUCAUACCACAUCAAGUGGACUCUCAAUGGACAUUUACUUGUACGACAUGCCGACGCAGGAACGUGAAAAUCUCUGCAGAAUUCUGGAUGAAAACGACGUAUGGAGAAAUCUGGCUCUCAAUCAUAUGGGGUACACAAAGACGGAUCUUCAGGAAAUCAAACGGCAGAUGCAACAUGGGAAUUCCCCAGCCGAUGAACUUCUCACAAUGUGGGGUGAUCAGAAUCACACUGUAACGGAGUUGUUUAUCCUCCUAUCCAGAAUGCAACAGUACGUGGCAAUGUCUGUGAUCAAGGAUCUUGUGGAUCGCCGGUAUCAUCGUUUGAUCUACAGUGGCCAGCCUGACUUAUCCGUCCUGCUUCAGAAUAACAGUCUCAAAGAUAAGAAAGAAAAGAGUCCCGUGACAGAGGAGGAAAGACGCCCUGAUGUCCCAAAGCGAUUAACAAAUGCCAAGAUUCUCAAUUGCCAACAGAAUGAAGUCAGCAAUGAGAACAACGAGGAACAGAAUGGAAUUACCUCAACGGGUGUCGUGGAUAUUAAGAAUAUUAAAGACUACGCAAGCACAAUACCCCAGAUUGAGUAUCAAGAACUCGUAGAAGCCACGAACAAUUGGAGCGAUAAGAGUAUUCUUGGGAAAGGGGGCUUUGGAACCGUGUACAAGGGUAUGUGGAAGUGCACGGCAGUGGCAAUAAAGAAGAUAGAAUACCGCGGUACGGGAGAUGCAGAAGCCAAUAAGAUUCAGAUGCAGCAGAGUCUCAAUGAGUUACGACAUCUCAAUUCCUGCCGCCACGACAACAUUCUUCCACUCUAUGGAUACAGCAUCAACGGCGCUGAGCCAUGUUUAGUGUAUCAACUCAUGACUGGCGGAUCUCUGGAGCAGAGACUCUUCAGUGGACCCCAGGCGGCUCCUUUGGUGUGGACUCAGAGGUUCAACAUCGCUAAAGGAACAGCCAGAGGUCUUCAGUACCUUCACACAUUCAAGGAGAAACCACUAAUUCACGGUGAUAUUAAACCAGCCAACAUUCUUCUUGAUCCAUGCUGUCAACCUCGUAUUGGAGAUUUUGGUCUCGCCCGGGAGGGCCCAAAUGCCGUUAAUACAGCAAUGGAAGUUUCUCGUGUUUAUGGAACAAAACCCUAUCUUCCCGCUGAAUUUCUAGGCUAUCGCAGCCUCAGUACAAAAGUUGAUACAUUCAGCUUUGGUGUGGUGCUCUUUGAACUUGUCACGGGAUUGAGGGCGUACGAUCACAAGCGAACGCAUAAAUUCCUCACUAGGCACAUUAUGGCUGCGUGUGCAGAGAAUGUUUCGAUUGAUCAAUUAAUCGACAAGUCCUGCCCUGCGGAUGCAGUUAUUGAAAAAGCAUGUUCCAUGAUGAUUAGUUUGGGGCGUUUUUGUACAGCCGACAGGCCGGAAGAUCGUCCGGAGAUGGUGAAGGUGCUGUCAUUCUUUGAUACUAAAAUUAAUUUGUGAUUUGCCUUUUAUUCCAACAUAGAGCCUAUUUUUAUUUAAUAGGCUCGCAUAAUAUUUUUAUAAAGUUUUAUCAACAAAAAUUAUAUAUUAAAAAAAAUCA